GCUGCUGUCAUAACAAAACCCGGGAUUGGCGGGAUGUGAUGCAGAGUGUGAUCCUGCCGGUCGUGCCCAACAUUUCGUCUCGCUGCAGUGCACCCCGAAACACCCCGAAAAAUGGAAAGCCACAAACGGAAGGACACCAUCGACUGGACGGAAUACUUCAUGGCAAUGGCAUUCCUGGCCGCCAAGCGUAGCAAAGACCCGUCGACCCAGGUCGGUGCGUGCAUCGUGAACGAGGACAAACGCGUGGUUGGCAUCGGGUAUAACGGGUUCCCUACCGGGUGCAGUGAUGACGAGUUCCCGUGGUCCAAAACGUCGGACAAUCCGCUCGAAACGAAGUACCUGUACGUGUGCCAUGCGGAGGUGAAUGCGAUCCUGAACAAAAACAGUAAGGACGUGAAGAAUUGCACCAUGUACGUGGCCCUGUUUCCGUGCAACGAGUGUGCCAAAAUUAUUAUACAGUCGGCGAUACGGGAGGUGGUGUAUAUGAGCGAUAAGCACGCGCACAAGGAGCAUACGAUCGCGGCCAAGCGAAUGUUUGAUGCGGCAGGCGUCCGGUACACGCAGUACAAACCGCGCCACAGUAGGAUAGUGAUCGAUUUUACGGAAAUCGAUUGGGACAGCUUGAAUCAGGUGCCGGCAACACCGAAAAAGCCACCGAACGGUACGCUCGAUGAUGCCGGGGUGAAUGUGAGUGAGCUUUCUCUGGAUGAUCGGCAUUAAAGCCAAGCAAACGAACGGGUUUCCUUAGCACUGUUGGAGGUUCUUUCGGGAUCGGUUUAUUAAGGCGCACCGGGAAUAAACCUGUUUCUCUGUUUCUCUCUCUC
This is a messenger RNA of Anopheles stephensi (Asian malaria mosquito), 824 nucleotides long. RefSeq names its product deoxycytidylate deaminase. The coding region runs from base 112 to 720 and encodes 202 amino acids. Gene Ontology annotation, biological process: dTMP biosynthetic process; dUMP biosynthetic process. The record is from RefSeq and is a predicted model, not a curated record. The transcript has a single exon. Lineage: Eukaryota; Metazoa; Arthropoda; Insecta; Diptera; Culicidae. Gene Ontology annotation, cellular component: cytoplasm. Gene Ontology annotation, molecular function: dCMP deaminase activity; zinc ion binding.